UGACAGGGCAUGCAGCGGAGAGAAGUAAGAUGGCGCCCGGGGUAUUGAUGUAGCUCCUUUGGCUGGCCAUUCUCUCGCUGUCUAGGACUUAAGCAACGGGUAAUCCUACUCAGGUAGUUUUAGGAGGGUUUUAUCCUUCUAUUUGACGAGUAUCAGAAGCACAGAGGCUGUUUCUAGAGGUUACUGCUCGUUUUAAGUUCAACUUGCCUCUUGGUACAGGGAAGUAUGAGCAAAGAAGAAGAGAAAGAGUCUGUUGCAUUUGGUGAUUUUUCUUUUGAUGAGGUGAAGGUUUUGCUCAACGACAACGAAUCAGCAGUUCUGUUCUCGGACCCAGUAUCAGUAGGGGGAAACGGAGGUAGCUCAGAUUCAAAGAGACACCAGUACUCAACUGCAGCUGCUCCUAAUAGUCCAGGUGGCUUAUAUCCAACAACUAUCGCUCCUCCCACUGUACCGCCCACGUUCCCAGGUCCGCCAGAGUUCUUAUUCUCAAUACCUUCAGCCGACUACACCAAGAACUAUCAGUUUGGAUCCCUUCCCACUACUUUAGUGAUGAGUGUUCCUCAAGUCGGGUCUUUUGUUUCCGCGGGGCCCCCCCUUAAUUCAGUAUCCGGUGGGCGUGGCCCCGUUAGACUCAACGUUUUUGCGAAAGAGUUUGUUCCGACGUACGUCCCACCACACCUCUCGAUAAUAUCAAAAGGUGAGGGUGUGGUCAUGGGCGGGGCUUACACUAUGCCUCCAAUCAUACCUCAGCCGUUCAUGUUUUCUCACCCGUCCUACGGGGCCCCGCCCAUCAUCUAUCCUACCAUUCCUCUUCAAAUGAUGGGCCACACCCAUGUAGGGAUACGCCCAUCAGGAGGAGCUGGACCACAGGUUGCCGUGGUAGCGCCUUAUCGUGCCGCUCAUGAGGCACGACCUCUCUUUGUACCGCCCGAGAAAAACUACGAGAGAAUGGGAGACUCAAUGUCUGACGAAACUGGAGGGGGCGGGUCAAAUCAGAUCAAGUCUCUCUCACUCUCUCCUCAAGCCACACCUACUGCCAUGCCCACUACUGCUAGGAGUUCGUCAGUUGGUGAUGUAAGAGGAUUAGGAACUAGUAAUAAUGAUAAUGUUAAUGGGCGGAGUCAAGGAGAUGAUGAAGAAAAUGAAGUGAAAGUUGAUGACGUACAACAACAACCGACUGAUGAUCAGGAGGUUUUAUCUGAUAGUAAAGGUAACUCAUCUUCACCGUCCGGACAGUCCCCACCCCCUCCUCCAACUCCGCCCUCUUCUCCACCCACUUUCCCUUCAGCAGAUGUAAAUUCAACCGAUAGCAUACCUAAACCAGCACAGAACGAAUCUACCAUUAGCCCUAUAGAUACUAAUAUUAAUAAUGAUUGCACUACGACCAUGGACGAUACUUGUAACAACGGUCGUCCGUUAGACGAAGACACAGGAGACACUGGUCAACUGGAUCAUACUAAUGAUACUGACCAAUGGUCACCACCACAAGACGACAAACCACACCCACAAUGUAAUAAGCCCCACCCAUCAAAUGACAAACCACACCCACCAAAUGACAAGCAUAUCAUUGAAUCACAGUCAGACAGCGUAACCAUUAGCAAUAGACCACACCCAUCAAAUGAUAAGUCACACCCAUCCAAUGUAACCGUUAGUGAUAAGCCACACCUACCUAGUGAUAAAUCCAAUGGUAAAGGUGCUACAGGUAAUAGCUCGUUACGUUCGUGGGCAGCAGUUGUAGGAAAGAAUUCUCAGCAAGCUCCGCCUACUUCUCAAGGACCACGACCAAAUAAGGACUCGUCUUCUAAAGUGGGCAUGGCCAGUAAACCAGGAGGCAUGGCUGAAGGAUUGAGCAAAGACGAGCUCUCAAAAUUAGAAGAAAUGAAAAUCCAACGACUUAAACAUUUCGGAAGACAAUUGGAGGGUAGGCCUCUCAAUCAUAAUUCAAUUUCAAUCCUCCCGAGAGGUUUAUUAAACUCAUCCAAUCACUGCUUCAUUCACGCUCCUCUGCAAGCGUUAAUAAGUUGUCCCGAGUUCACUAAUCUCCUUCGCUCUCUCAGUCUUCCUAAAACACCAUCAAACGAUGCGUCAUCCCUGGCAACAAUCGUCACGGAGAACAUGGUCAAAUUUAUCGAACAUUUUUCUUCUACUUAUCCUCUGAAACCAAGCUAUGAUUCCAAUGGACGCCGUAAGAAACUUAGAGACUUUUCUUAUGAGAAGCCGUUUCGACCGGAUUUUAUUUACGAGAUAUUACCCAAAAUAAAAUCAAGUCUCUCAAUUCAGGGUCGUCAGGAAGAUGCUGAGGAGUUCUUGAGUUGCUUUUUAAAUAAAUUACAUGAAGAAAUGGUCGCCGCUAAACAAUCUGUCCUGACCCCACCCCCCACCACCAGCGCUAACGAAACACAGGAGCUGAAGACAGGUGAUAACGAGAGGGGUGGAGCCGAGGAAGAGGAGGAGUGGCAGGAGGUGGGGCCUAAGAAUAAAUCAACAAUCACUCGCCAGACGGAAUAUUUGUCCUCCCCAAUUAGUGAAAUCUUUGGAGGUCGGUAUCAUUCAACUUUACAUCGUCAGGGGAUGAAAGUAUCAGCUACAGUUGAACCAUUCUUUUCGUUGCUAUUAGACAUCAAACAAGACUCAGUAAAGAGUGUGAGAGAUGCGUUGGAGUUAUUAGCUACAAAGGAACCAGUUGAUCUUCCUGAAAAGGAUGGAGUAAGAUAUUCAAUUGGUGCCACAAGACGCACUACACUGAUUCAUUUGCCUCAUAUUCUCAUUCUUCAGUUAAAGAGGUUUAUCUUCGAAGGAUCAAAGUGUCUCAAACUUCACAAGAACAUAUCUUAUGAUCAUGAACUAGAAAUACCAAAAGAAUUACUAGCUCCUCCAGUGAAAGGGAAGAUUACAGCGUCACAGCGAUCAUAUACUUUAUGGGCAAUUGUCUAUCAUUGCGGUGAGUCUCCUAAUGGUGGCCAUUACAUCACUGAGGCCUAUCACCAGCAGUAUGGAGGUUGGUUACGUUACGAUGACAAUUACGUGAAACCUGUCAACUCGGACCAACUCUUCCGGCUAGCUCACAGAGUACCGUACCUCUUCUUUUAUCGGCAGUCAGAGUCCGGGGCCAGUGGGUCUUUGGGUUUUACAAAUUCGGCCAGUAACCAUCAUACCAGUGGGGGGAGUGGCCGUUACUAGGGUGAUUAAUGCACAGUUGCCAGGCAACGGUUAUUAUUAUUAUUAUUAUUAUUAUUAUUAUUAUUAUUAAUUGAAUAGCAAAUUAUUAUAAUUAUUGGUAUUUUAGGCAACCGAGAUAAAACUAGAAAUUUAAUAAAAUAGUUAUUAUUAUUAUUAUAAAUUAUUAUUAUAAAUUAUUAUUUUGAAAUUACAGUAUCAUUGUCUUGUUAUGUUUGAAAAUUUGUAAAAUUAAUAUGUCAUGUUUGAAUAAAAUCUUCCUUAUUAUUAUUAUUAUUAUUGUUAUUAUUAUUAUUAUUAUUAUUGUGUUGUUUGUGAUCCCUUUGUUUCCAUUUCUCUUGUUUAAACUUUGUCUCCAUCUCUCUCCCUUCUAUAUUAUUAAUAUUAUUUAAUUAUUAUUUUAAAAUGAUGAACAUCAAAAGGAGGUGUAUAUAUAAAACAAGAGUAGAGGAGAUAUUCCAUCAAAUAAAAAUCAGAGAGAGAGAAAUAACUAGCUAUGAAAGAUCAAAGAGUUGUUUCAAAAAGAAGAAAAGAGAAGAGAGUAUAAUACUAGUUUAUAAUGA
Messenger RNA from Amphimedon queenslandica, 3740 nucleotides. Its product is annotated as ubiquitin carboxyl-terminal hydrolase 10-A-like. The record is from RefSeq and is a predicted model, not a curated record. Gene Ontology annotation, biological process: regulation of autophagy; DNA damage response, signal transduction by p53 class mediator; protein deubiquitination. Gene Ontology annotation, molecular function: cysteine-type deubiquitinase activity. Lineage: Eukaryota; Metazoa; Porifera; Demospongiae; Haplosclerida; Niphatidae. The transcript is spliced from 17 exons. The coding region runs from base 226 to 3180 and encodes 984 amino acids. Gene Ontology annotation, cellular component: nucleus; cytosol.